GGGGCCGCCAUCUUGGCUGGAGGCGAAGCGGCUGCGGCUCCUGUCAGGGGGGCGGCAGGUCCGGAGAGGCCGGUGCUCGCCUUCCCGUCACCUCAGCCCUAGGCCCAGUGGAACCGGAGCGCGGGAGCGCCCCACCGCCGCCCUCGCCAUGGUGCUGUUGGCAGCAGCAGUCUGCACAAAAGCAGGAAAAGCUAUUGUUUCUCGACAGUUUGUGGAAAUGACUCGAACUCGGAUUGAGGGCUUGUUAGCAGCUUUUCCAAAGUUGAUGAACACUGGAAAACAACAUACAUUUGUUGAGACAGAGAGUGUGAGAUAUGUCUACCAGCCUAUGGAGAAAUUGUACAUGGUACUGAUCACUACCAAAAACAGCAACAUUUUAGAAGAUUUGGAGACUUUAAGGCUCUUCUCGAGAGUGAUCCCUGAAUAUUGUCGAGCCUUAGAAGAGAAUGAAAUAUCUGAACACUGUUUCGACUUGAUUUUUGCUUUUGAUGAAAUUGUUGCUCUGGGAUAUCGGGAGAAUGUUAACCUGGCACAGAUCAGAACCUUCACAGAAAUGGAUUCUCAUGAGGAGAAGGUUUUCAGAGCAGUCAGAGAGACUCAAGAACGUGAAGCUAAGGCUGAGAUGCGGCGUAAAGCAAAGGAAUUACAACAGGCCCGGAGAGAUGCAGAGAGACUGGGCAAAAAAGCUCCAGGAUUUGGGGGAUUUGGCAGCUCUGCAGUGUCUGGAGGCAGCACAGCUGCCAUGAUCACAGAGACCAUCAUUGAAACUGAUAAACCAAAGGUGGCACCUGCACCAGCCAGGCCUUCAGGCCCCAGCAAAGCUUUGAAACUUGGAGCCAAAGGAAAGGAAGUAGAUAAUUUUGUGGACAAAUUAAAAUCUGAAGGGGAAACAAUCAUGUCCUCUAAUAUGGGCAAACGUACCUCUGAAGCAACCAAAGUGCAUGCUCCACCUAUUAAUAUGGAAAGUGUACAUAUGAAGAUUGAAGAAAAGAUCACACUAACCUGUGGACGAGAUGGAGGAUUACAGAAUAUGGAGUUGCAUGGAAUGAUCAUGCUUAGGAUCUCAGAUGACAAAUUUGGCCGAAUUCGUCUUCAUGUAGAAAAUGAAGAUAAGAAAGGGGUACAACUGCAGACCCAUCCGAAUGUGGAUAAAAAACUUUUCACUGCAGAGUCUCUAAUUGGCUUGAAGAAUCCAGAGAAGUCAUUUCCAGUCAACAGUGAUGUAGGGGUGCUAAAGUGGAGACUACAAACCACAGAAGAAUCUUUUAUUCCACUGACAAUUAAUUGCUGGCCUUCAGAAAGUGGAAGUGGCUGUGAUGUCAAUAUAGAAUAUGAACUACAAGAAGAUAAUUUAGAACUGAAUGACGUGGUUAUCACCAUCCCACUUCCGUCUGGUGUUGGUGCACCUGUGAUUGGUGAGAUCGAUGGGGAAUAUCGACAUGACAGUCGACGAAAUACCUUGGAGUGGUGCCUGCCAGUGAUUGAUGCCAAAAAUAAGAGUGGCAGCCUGGAGUUUAGCAUUGCUGGACAGCCCAAUGACUUCUUCCCUGUUCAAGUUUCCUUCAUCUCCAAAAAAAAUUACUGCAAUAUACAGGUUACCAAAGUGACCCAGGUAGAUGGAAACAGCCCCGUCAGAUUUUCUACAGAGACCACUUUCCUAGUGGAUAGGUAUGAAAUUCUGUAAUAUGAAGAAGAGGGAACCGAAAAGGAAAAUUUCGAAAUUAAUAAAGAAGAAGCUGACAGUGGCUGAAGAGUUUUUCCAAAUAUAAAGCCAUCGGAGACCCCUUUUUUCUGAUACAGUGCACAAUUCUGUGCAUGCAAGGACCCUCAACUCGCCCCCAGUGUUUCAGUGUCAUAGAGACAUUCUUUGACAGAGAAAUGACACAGAUAUAAAGGGAAAGGCUGCUGAUUUCUUUGGCAGAUGUUACUGGCCAGCAAACUCCAGAGAAUGCCCCCAGUUAAAUACCUCCUCUGCAUUUGCCUAAGUUGCUCCUUUAUUUUAAUUCCUAAAUAUAAUUAUAUUUCAUACUUUGUUUUAAAAAAGAUUUUUUGUAGAAGAUUUUAAUCUUUCAUUCUCCUUUCCUGUACCUUCAGUUUUUUUCUUUGCAUACAUUCAAUCAAGCACUGGGAUCAUCUGUAUAUAGACAUUGUAAUUGUUUGGCACUCCUAGAACACGUUUAACCCAUUCUUGAUUUUUGGACUUUGCAAAUGAACUGCUUUUAAGGAGAAUGAGGUGUAGAAGUUCAAAGAUACAGUUGUGUUUUGUCAUUUCCCCUUAUCCAUUCAUACCUCCAUUUCUUUGCCAGGUAUUCCAUUCAAGGCCUGUCCCUCCAGUUUAGAAUAGUACUGUGUCCCCCACUGUGUCAAUAUUCAAGAUAGCUGAAAAAUAGCUUUCAAAUGACACAGCCCUCUCUUCAAGAUGUAUUAAAGAAUGGUUAUGUCCAUAUAGGGACUUCACACACAUCUGCAAUCACGUCUUCUACUAAUGCUACCCAGGCUUCCAGUUCUCCACAUUUUGAACACUUAAGCUAAAACAUAAUAGUUCACAUUCUUUGUAACCCAUUCACAUUCCUGAAGUUCACCACCUGCUUCUUCCUGGCUUUUCUGUCAUCAGUCCCAUCCUUGCUGGCAGAACUGAGGUUAUAAUUUUGGAGGCUGCGGUUCGGUGAGUUUCUGUAACCAAUCCCACUGGCCCUUUGAACUAUCAAAGAAACUCCAUUUCUACCACUAGAUUUGCAGUAUCUCAAGAGGCAGCUGGUGAUAUUGCUAUGUAGGGAUUACCCAUAUAUAUCCCAUUUUCUUCCACACUGCCUUCAGUUUCUACCUGUCUCUUCCUAGCUCUGAACUCCUUUCUCCUCCUCCCCACUGAGUAUCGUGUAGUGGCUGCUUCUCAGCUCCAUCUCAUCCAUUACUUUUUCAAGCAGCCAGCCCAGCCUUGACUUUUAACCCAGUACUGACGAGAGUGAAGCAUUGCUGCGAGGCUGCGGCGCUGGCAACGGGAAGACCGGUGAUGCAGGUGACCUGCUGCGCCCCUCGCCUGCUGGAGAGUACCGCUCCCGCUCUGAGCGAGGGCACCUGUACUUGGAGCAAAGCAGCCACACAAAUGGCCAUGGAUGGAAUCGCUUGCCAAAGAAAUUUCUGGCCUUUCCCUUUCCCUGAUUGCAUCAGGUAGAAUCCUUGUCUCUAGCUUGGUUUCCACAUGAGGUUUCUCUGAAGAAGGGGACUAGGAAAAGAAGUCUGUCAUGUAGCUAAGUAGGCAAGAAAUCUUAUUAAUCCAGUUUUGUUGAGAGUUCCUUGUCCAUUUGAUUUUUAAAGUCAAGUUUAAUUUCACAAAAACUUUUUUUUUCUGAAAUUACUUUUGGGGUAAUAUUUAAACUGAGAGACAUUUUGUAACCCUGUAAAAUACAUAGGGAAUAUAACAUUCCAGUGUACACAGAGAAGGCAAAUUCUUUAAUCAAAUAAAGAGUAUUAUAAAAUGA
Molecule: messenger RNA, 3479 nt
Organism: Lepus europaeus (European hare)
Lineage: Eukaryota; Metazoa; Chordata; Mammalia; Lagomorpha; Leporidae
Gene: ARCN1
Product: archain 1
Exons: 10
Coding region: 149-1684 (511 amino acids)
Biological process (GO): endoplasmic reticulum to Golgi vesicle-mediated transport; Golgi localization; retrograde vesicle-mediated transport, Golgi to endoplasmic reticulum
Cellular component (GO): cytosol; COPI vesicle coat
Source: RefSeq, a predicted model, not a curated record